ACAUGGCUCAAAGUAUUCCGGAGAAGCCAAAAAGAUCGGCGUUGAAUCAGCUGACGAGAGCCUUGCUGAGGAAUUACGACCGCGGGGUUCGUCCCGUUCAGAACUGGACCAGCGUGACCACCGUUUUCGUCGACUUCAUCUUGCAGUCUGUCCUUGAUGUGGAUUCCAAAACGCAGAGUAUUACAGCGAGUAUUUGGUACCGACAGAUCUGGACGGAUGAGUUCCUCGUUUGGGACCCGGACCAAUUUGACGGGAUCAACGAGAUUUCGCUGUCAUCCGACGCCAUCUGGAUACCCGAUAUUAUCGUCAAUGAACUCGUGGCCGAGGGAAGGUCGCCGCCCAUCCCGUACGUCUACGUCAACGCGUCGGGGUGCGUCAAGAACUAUCGGCCCAUGCAGGUGGUCCUGGCUUGCAGCCUGGAAAUGUUUGCCUUCCCUUUCGACAAGCAGAAUUGCAGCCUCACCUUCCGCAGCUGGCUACAUUCCGUGAAGGAAAUCGACUUGGCUCUGUGGCGCAGCGAGGAGGCCAUCGCUAACGAUCGGCGGCAGUUCAUGAACGAUGGCGAGUGGGAGCUGCUGUCCAUACCGGCGCGCUACUGGCGCCUCCAGCAGGACCGCGCCGACUACGCCCACGUCCGUUUCCAUGUGUUGAUCCGAAGGCGCCCCCUGCUGUACGUAGUGGGCCUCCUCAUCCCCAGCAUCUUCCUCAUGAUGGUGGAUGUGAUGAGUUUCUACUUGCCCGUGAGCAGCGGUACCCGCAUCGGCUUCAAAAUCAGCACACUGCUGGGCUACACCCUCUUCAGAGUCAACCUGAUGGAUGAGCUGCCCGCCACCGCCGUGGCCACGCCGCUCAUAGGUGUGUUCUUUGCCGUGUGCAUGGCGCUGCUCAUGCUCAGCCUGAUCAAGUCCAUCCUGGUGGUCAAGCUGCUCCACCACAGCCAAAAGGAGGUCCGGGAAAUGUCAGCGUCGGCCUGCCUGCUGGACAAGUACGGCCUCUCCGAGAGCUCCGCUGUGAGCCUGGACCGGCUCGACCGUUCCGAAGAUUUGGAGUUUGAGCCCUCGCCGGAAGAGGAGCCGGGCCCGCCCGCCGACAUCGGGGAAAAUCCUUGCAGCUUGGAGCAUCUCCUCAGGGAGCUGGUUUCCAUCCGUCUGGCCUUUUCCCAGGAGACCUCAGAGUCUUGGGCUCAGUCCCAAUGGCUGGCGCUCUGCUCCAAAGUGGACCGCUUCCUCUUCCGCCUCUACCUGAUCAUUCUGGCCGUGUACGCCGGGACCCUGCUGCUGUUUUGGGCCAGCUGGAGCUUCGCCUGA
Syngnathus typhle (broad-nosed pipefish) is the source of this 1307-nucleotide messenger RNA. It is a transcript of the gene htr3b, whose product is annotated as 5-hydroxytryptamine (serotonin) receptor 3B. Gene Ontology annotation, molecular function: transmembrane signaling receptor activity; extracellular ligand-gated monoatomic ion channel activity; neurotransmitter receptor activity. Bases 3 to 1307 code for a protein of 434 amino acids. Gene Ontology annotation, cellular component: neuron projection; postsynaptic membrane; synapse. NCBI's taxonomy places the organism in Eukaryota, Metazoa, Chordata, Actinopteri, Syngnathiformes, Syngnathidae. The record is from RefSeq and is a predicted model, not a curated record. Gene Ontology annotation, biological process: regulation of membrane potential; signal transduction; monoatomic ion transmembrane transport. The transcript has 8 exons.